CCCGAGCGUGGUGGGAUGACGGGCGGCGGGCGGGCCGAGCUGGCCCUGCGGCCCCGGGGGCGGCUGUGGCCGCUGCUGGCUGUGCUGGCGGCUGCGGCGGGCUGUGUCCGGGCGGCCAUGGACGAGUGCGCGGAUGAGGGCGGCCGGCCGCAGCGCUGCAUGCCGGAGUUUGUGAAUGCCGCCUUCAACGUGACCGUGGUGGCUACCAACACGUGUGGGACUCCGCCCGAGGAGUACUGCGUGCAGACUGGGGUGACCGGAGUCACCAAGUCCUGUCACCUGUGCGACGCCGGCCAGCUCCACCUGCAGCACGGGGCAGCCUUCCUGACCGACUACAACAACCAGGCCGACACCACCUGGUGGCAAAGCCAGACCAUGCUGGCCGGGGUGCAGUACCCCAACUCCAUCAACCUCACGCUGCACCUGGGAAAGGCUUUUGACAUCACCUACGUGCGCCUCAAGUUCCACACCAGCCGCCCAGAGAGCUUCGCCGUUUAUAAGCGCACUCGGGAGGAUGGGCCCUGGAUCCCUUACCAGUACUACAGUGGUUCCUGUGAGAAUACCUACUCAAAGGCCAACCGAGGCUUCAUCAGGACAGGAGGGGACGAGCAGCAGGCUUUGUGUACUGACGAGUUCAGUGACAUUUCCCCCCUCACCGGGGGCAACGUGGCCUUUUCCACCCUGGAAGGAAGGCCAAGUGCUUACAACUUUGACAACAGCCCCGUGCUGCAGGAGUGGGUAACUGCUACUGACAUCAGAGUAACACUCAAUCGCCUAAACACUUUUGGAGAUGAAGUGUUUAACGACCCCAAAGUUCUCAAGUCCUAUUAUUAUGCAAUCUCAGACUUCGCUGUGGGCGGCAGGUGUAAGUGUAAUGGACAUGCCAGUGAGUGUGUAAAGAAUGAAUUUGACAAGCUGGUGUGCAAUUGCAAACACAACACCUAUGGAGUGGACUGUGAAAAGUGCCUGCCUUUCUUCAAUGACCGGCCGUGGAGGAGGGCCACAGCCGAGAGCGCCAGCGAAUGCCUACCCUGUGACUGCAGUGGCCGAUCCCAGGAAUGCUACUUUGACCCUGAACUAUACCGUUCAACUGGACAUGGUGGCCACUGUACCAACUGCCGGGAUAAUACAGACGGUGCCAAGUGUGAGAGGUGCCGAGAAAACUUCUUCCGCCUUGGGAACACCGAAGCCUGCUCUCCAUGCCACUGCAGUCCUGUUGGUUCUCUCAGCACACAGUGUGACAGUUACGGCAGAUGCAGCUGUAAGCCGGGAGUGAUGGGCGACAAGUGUGACCGUUGCCAGCCUGGAUUCCAUUCCCUCACUGAGGCAGGAUGCAGGCCAUGCUCCUGUAAUCCUUCCGGCAGCACGGAUGAGUGUAAUGUUGAAACAGGAAGAUGUGUUUGCAAAGACAACGUUGAAGGCUUCAGCUGUGAGAGAUGCAAGCCUGGAUUUUUUAAUCUGGAAUCCUCUAAUCCUAAGGGUUGCACACCCUGCUUCUGCUUUGGGCAUUCUUCUGUGUGCACAAAUGCUGUUGGCUACAGUGUUUAUGACAUCUCCUCCAUCUUUCAGAUCGAUGAGGAUGGGUGGCGUGUGGAACAGAGGGAUGGCUCGGAGGCGUCUCUUGAGUGGUCCUCAGACAGACAGGAUAUUGCCGUGAUCUCGGAUAGUUACUUUCCUAGGUACUUCAUCGCCCCUGCGAAGUUCCUGGGCAACCAGCUUCUGAGUUACGGACAGAACCUCUCCUUCGCCUUCCGAGUGGACAGACGGGACACUCGCCUCUCUGCGGAAGACCUCGUGCUUGAGGGAGCUGGCUUGAGAGUAUCCGUGCCCUUGAUUGCUCAGGGCAACUCCUAUCCUAGCGAGACCACUGUGAAGUACAUCUUCAGGCUCCAUGAAGCCACAGAUUACCCUUGGAGGCCCACUCUUUCCCCCUUUGAAUUUCAGAAGCUCCUAAACAACUUGACCUCUAUCAAGAUCCGUGGCACCUACAGUGAGAGGAGCGCCGGAUAUUUGGAUGAUGUCACCUUGGCAAGCGCUCGUCCUGGGCCUGGAGUUCCUGCGACUUGGGUGGAGUCCUGCACCUGCCCAGUGGGGUACGGAGGGCAGUUCUGUGAGAUGUGCGUCUCGGGCUACAGAAGAGAAGCUCCGAGUCUUGGACCUUACAGUCCGUGUGUGCUCUGUACCUGCAAUGGACACAGUGAGACCUGCGACCCUGAGACAGGUGUCUGUAACUGCAGAGACAACACCGACGGCCCCCACUGUGAGAAGUGUAGCGACGGGUACUACGGAGAUUCCACCCUGGGCACCUCCUCUGACUGCCAGCCUUGUCCCUGUCCUGGUGGCUCAGGUUGUGCCAUUGUCCCCAAGACAAAGGAAGUGGUGUGCACUCACUGUCCGACUGGCACCGCUGGCAAGCGGUGUGAGCUCUGCGAUGACGGCUACUUUGGAGACCCUCUGGGCAGCCAUGGGCCCGUGCGACUGUGCCGCUCGUGCCAGUGUAACGACAACAUAGACCCCAACGCGGUUGGCAACUGCAACCGCCUGACGGGGGAGUGUCUCAAGUGCAUCUACAACACGGCCGGCUUCUACUGUGACCGCUGCAAAGAGGGCUUUUUCGGCAACCCCCUGGCUCCCAACCCCGCAGACAAGUGCAAAGCCUGCGCCUGCAAUCCCUACGGCACAGCGCAGCAGCAGAGCGGCUGCAACCCCGUGACCGGGCAGUGCGAGUGUCUGCCUCACGUGUCGGGCCGGGACUGUGGUGCUUGCGACCCUGGCUUCUACAACCUGCACAGUGGCCAAGGCUGUGAGAGGUGUGACUGCCACGCUUUGGGUUCCACCAAUGGGCAGUGUGACAUCCGCACUGGUCAGUGUGAGUGCCAGCCUGGCAUCACCGGUCAGCACUGUGAGCGCUGUGAGACCAACCACUUCGGAUUUGGACCCGAAGGCUGCAAACCUUGUGACUGUCAUCACGAAGGAUCCCUUUCGCUCCAGUGUAAAGACGAUGGCCGUUGUGAAUGCAGGGAAGGCUUUGUGGGGAAUCGCUGUGACCAAUGUGAGGAGAACUAUUUCUACAAUCGCUCUUGGCCUGGCUGCCAGGAGUGUCCAGCCUGUUACCGGCUGGUGAAGGAUAAGGUUGCUGAGCACCGAGUGAAACUCCAGGAGUUAGAGAGCCUCAUAGCAAACCUCGGCACUGGGGAUGAGAUGGUGACAGACCAAGCCUUUGAGGACAGACUGAAGGAGGCGGAGAGAGAGGUUACCGACCUCCUUCGUGAGGCUCAGGACGUCAAAGAUGUAGAUCAAAAUUUGAUGGAUCGCCUUCAGAGAGUGAAUAGCAGUCUGCAUAGCCAAAUUAGCCGACUGCAGAAUAUCCGGAAUACUAUAGAAGAGACUGGGAUCUUGGCUGAACAGGCACGGACCCGAGUGGAGAGUACAGAGCAGCUGAUUGAGAUUGCCUCCAGGGAGCUUGAGAAAGCAAAAAUGGCUGCUGCCAAUGUGUCGAUCACUCAGCCAGAGUCUGCAGGGGAACCGAACAACAUGACCCUCUUGGCCGAAGAGGCCCGAAGGCUGGCAGAGCGCCAUAAGCAGGAAGCUGAUGACAUUGUCCGAGUGGCAAAGACAGCCAAUGAGACGUCGACUGAGGCCUAUAACCUGCUCCUGAGGACCCUGGAAGGAGAGAAUCAAACCACAUUGGAGAUCGAAGAGCUCAACAGGAAGUAUGAACAAGCAAAGAACAUCUCUGAGGACCUGGAGAAGCAGGCUGCCCGAGUCCAUGAGGAAGCCAAGCGGGCAGGUGACAGAGCUGUGGAGAUCUACGCCAGUGUGGCCCAGCUGACUCCUGUGGACUCCGAGGCGCUGGAGAAUGAAGCAAAUAAAAUCAAGAAAGAAGCUGCGGAUCUGGACCGUCUAAUUGACCAGAAGCUAAAGGAUUAUGAAGACCUUAGGGAAGAUAUGAGGGGGAAGGAACAGGAAGUAAAGAACCUUCUAGAGAAAGGAAAAGCUGAACAGCAGACAGCCGACCAACUCCUAGCUCGAGCUGACGCUGCCAAGGCUCUUGCUGAAGAAGCUGCUAAAAAGGGACGCAAUACCUUACAAGAGGCCAAUGACAUUCUCAACAACCUCAAAGAUUUUGAUAGACGCGUGAAUGAUAACAAGACAGCUGCCGAGGAGGCUCUGCGGAGGAUCCCCGCCAUCAACCGGACCAUAGCUGAGGCCAACGAGAAGACAAGGGAGGCCCAGCUGGCUCUGGGCAAUGCUGCAGCCGACGCCACCGAGGCCAAGAACAAAGCCCACGAGGCGGAGAGGAUCGCCAGCGCCGUGCAGAAGAAUGCCACCAGCACCAAGGCCGACGCCGAAAGAACCUUUGCCGAAGUUACAGAUCUGGAUAACGAGGUGAACACGAUGUUGAGGCAGCUGGAGGAAGCAGAGAACGAGCUGAAGAGGAAACAAGACGAUGCCGACCAGGACAUGAUGAUGGCGGGCAUGGCUUCACAGGCUGCUCAGGAAGCUGAGCUCAAUGCCAGAAAAGCCAAAAACUCUGUGAGCAACCUCCUCAGUCAGCUGACUGACCUCUUGGAGCAGCUGGGACAGCUGGACACAGUAGACCUCAACAAGCUCAAUGAGAUCGAAGGCACCCUGAGCAAAGCCAAAGAGGAGAUGAAGGUCAGCGACCUGGACAGGAAGGUGUCUGACCUGGAGAAGGAAGCCCGGAAGCAGGAGGCGGCCAUCAUGGACUAUAACCGAGACAUAGAAGAGAUCAUAAAGGACAUUCACAACCUGGAGGACAUCAAGAAGACCCUACCAUCCGGCUGCUUCAACACCCCGUCCAUUGAGAAGCCCUAGUGAUGGGAGGGCUGCCAGGCAGGGCCCCCCCGAGAGGGGAGCCCUGUGUGGCCACAGUGCCUUGACACAAAGAUUACACUUUUCAGACCCCCCACUUCUCUGCUGCUCUCCAUCACUGUCCUUUUGAACCAAGAAAAGUCAGAGUUUAAAGAGAAGCAAGUUCAACAUCCUGAACCAGGAACAAAGGGUUUUGCCUAAUAAAGUCUCUCUUCCACUCAUGUUAACACCUUACCCAAGCUUCCCCUCGUUUGCCUGAGGUCACGGCAUCCUCCAGUGGCAUACCCACAUCAUGUGAACCUUUUUAUGCCAGGGCAGACCCAUCCCCCCUUCUCAACACCAGCAGAACCUAUCUCAGUUCUCAUAUUUCUAUGAAGGAAACGUUUGGCUCCUCACUGUAGCAUUGAGAUGGCCAGUAUGUCCCAUCUGUGGAUAAAGAAAAUGCCUCUGCAUCUUCAGCCUCCUCUUUUAAACAAUAGGAAAUAAACAUCCUGUGCCAAAGGUAUUGGUCAUUUAGAAUGCUGGUAGCCAUCCAUCAGUCAUGGUAGCUGUUUGAGUACAGGACACUGAGCCAUCAUGGGUAAGAGUGCAGUUCUGUAUGGGUCUCCCAGAGAAUAUGGCUCAAAGACACUUAGGAUUUUCUUCUA
This is a messenger RNA of Peromyscus eremicus (cactus mouse), 5483 nucleotides long. It is a transcript of the gene Lamc1, whose product is annotated as laminin subunit gamma 1. The transcript is spliced from 28 exons. The record is from RefSeq and is a predicted model, not a curated record. Lineage: Eukaryota; Metazoa; Chordata; Mammalia; Rodentia; Cricetidae. Bases 16 to 4839 code for a protein of 1607 amino acids. Gene Ontology annotation, molecular function: extracellular matrix structural constituent.